This is a messenger RNA of Fonsecaea pedrosoi CBS 271.37, 2688 nucleotides long. RefSeq lists its product as uncharacterized. NCBI's taxonomy places the organism in Eukaryota, Fungi, Ascomycota, Eurotiomycetes, Chaetothyriales, Herpotrichiellaceae. The transcript has 3 exons. The coding region runs from base 1 to 2688 and encodes 895 amino acids. The record is from RefSeq and is a predicted model, not a curated record.
AUGGCCGAAGUUGAAGCCAUCCCGCCAGUCCCUUCCGAGACCAUGCUCGAGAAUGGAAGUGAUAUAGAACCCGAGAAUGUACCUCUACCUCACAGUUCAAUGGUCUCAGUGCGACUGUCGGAUAUACCCUUUGAUCCCGAUCUCGACAUCAUCGCUGAACCAGACAUCUCUCAAGAGGCCUCGCAGCCUCGCAGCGGUCCGCCCUCAUCUCGCACCAGUCGAUCCUCUUCCCAUACUUCCGAAAGCUCAAUUUCGCUAAAUUCUGUUAACUGGGAGGGUCUUGAAAAAUCGGAGGAACAGGAACAGAGGGAUGAAGCCACGGAUGAGUCGACGACGUUGUUGCUGGCGCGUUUGGAGAAGGAGAAUGCAGCAUUAGCCACCAAUCCUAAAGCCGGCAUCACAACGCCUUCGCGCCCGCGCAAAAACACCCGCCCUCCUUCGGUACAGCAGCUCAAACGAAUGGUCGAUGGUCCCCAGCGCCAAUCUUUGAGGUAUUCGCUACUUCCUGCUCCUCCCAUGACAGAAUUGGAAUUUUGGGCAGCAUUGGUUCAAGAUUAUACUCAAACAGCCCAACGACUACCCACUCUGACAUCCAACAAGAUUCGAGGAGGUGUACCACCACCGCUACGUGGUGUUGUCUGGCCCAGUAUUGCUCAAGCUCACGAUGGAUUUCUACAUUCAGAAUAUCAGAGACUCUCCAAUGAGCCUUCGCCUUACGAUGGAUUGAUUGGAAAAGAUGUGGGCAGGAGCUUUCCCAACGUGGACAUGUUUAGGGAGAAGGACGGCGAUGGCCAGAGAAUGCUCGGCAAAGUCUUGAAAGCUUUCUCACUUUACGACAGCAAAAUCGGGUAUUGCCAGGGCCUUGGAUUCGUCGUUGGGCCACUCCUGAUGCACAUGAGCGAACCGGAAGCUUUUUGCAUCCUUGUUAGGCUUAUGGAAAAUUAUGACCUGCGUUCAUGUUAUUUACCCGAUUUGUCUGGACUACAUCUUCGAAUAUACCAGUUCCAGCAACUUUUGAUUCGACACUUACCACAACUGGCGGCUCAUCUUGAGGAGUUAAAGGUCGAACCAUUAUAUGUGUCACAAUGGUUCCUGUCAUUUUUCGCCGUCACCUGUCCACUCCCUAUGCUUCUCAGAAUUUACGAUGUGAUAUUGUCCGAAGGAGCAACAGAAACGCUGAUGAGGGUUGCGUUGUCACUGAUGCAACGGAACCAGAAGAAGCUACUUGCCUCCACCGAAUUUGAGGACGCGAUGCAGUUUUUGCUGUCGAGAAGUCUCUGGGACACUUAUGCACAGCAUGCAGAUGAUCUGGUAUCGGACUUUGUGUCAUUGACUGGGUUGGUGAGCCGAGAGUCCCUUGACUCACUGGAGGCAAAUUUCAGGCACUCGCUGAACUUAACGGCGGCACCCUCAUUGAAAGGUGCCGUGUCCUCGUUCCUGGGGAGAUUCUGGGCAGGCUCGUCCCACGCGCCAUCUAGAUCCCAGAAUCUGAGUCUUACAAUCCCAGGAAAUAACAAGUCGGUUCGGAAAUCGUCCUCAGGACAAAGUCUGACAUCGACCCUUAACUCGCUUGAGACAACCAACACAGACAUCAGUACACUUGCCACAGAUAUCUCGGAAGAAGCACCGCCGAAAUCGACCGUAUCCGCUGCCACCAGCGUCCAUUCUGCAAUCGUACCUACUCCCGAUUCCAGCAAUCGCAAUCUCCAUAACCAGAUCGAAGAUUUGCUUACAGAACUUUCCAAAGUUCAACGGCAGCAUGUGGAACUUGCCCAAGAGCUUCAGAAAGAGCGAGAAGAACGUGAAGAGGAUCGGCAGAUUGCCCGGAAAUUGCUGGAGCGACUACAACGGCAGACGACCGAUAUCAGAGAAUUGGUGGAUGUGGAUAACUCGGAGGCCACAGACGAAGAUAUGGAACUUGACAUUCUCAUGGCUCAGGCUGAAUGUCAACUGUGUCGGGACGGCUCCAAGCGACUAUCCGUGUCGCAAUCCAAACACCAGCUCCGCGACGCAGUUUCGGAGUUGAAGGAGAAGCAUGAUGCCGAGGUAACGAGGUGUCGAGAUCUCAUGAGACAACUUGACGAGCGAGAAGCAGAGCAAAACACUCUCAAAGAGCAGCUGCGAGAUGCUCGAGCUCGGAUUCAGGAUGCGCAUCGUGACAAGCAGCGUUUGGAAAGGACGGUCAGCGAGUUGCGCUCCCGCAAUAACUCGGUGCCAGACUCACCUGCCGACCUCUACACCCCUGUCACUGAAUUCCCAGACCUGAAGUUGCCUCCCCCAAAAUCUGGACUGCGAGAGCUGAAAUUGGGCAAACCGGAAUUGCCCCGAUCAAGCAGUGUUGGGCCUUACUCUAAGCGUUCAAGCAGCCUCAACGCCCAAGCCGUCCUCGCCACUGAAAACCACGAGCCCAUCUCGAAUGAUACACUACUGCUGGAGUUGGUGAAUGCCAAGACAGCUGAGGCGGUGGCACGACAGGAGUUGGAGGAGACCAAAGGAAAGCUAGAUGCCUUGCGCAAGAUCUUGGGUGGAUCGACAUCCUCCCCUACGACGCGAGCCAGUGCGACCGAGUCACCAACGACGCCUGCUGUGGCGGCAAGUCAGCCACCAAAAGAAACUCCCAAAUCUACACAUGCACCGACGGCAAGCACCGGAGGAUUUUUCAGUGGAUGGGGAAAGCGAGGGAGCUAA